GAGCCGUUCGGCACUCAGGGAAGGGGCGACUACUUUGAACAGUACGGCAUCAUCCGGGAUGUCGUCCAAAAUCAUUUGCUUCAAGUGCUGACACUCGUGGCCAUUGAAAAGCCCGAGUCGAUGGACUCCAACAAAAUACGCGACGAAAAGGUAAAACUGUUGAAAAGUAUGGCCGACUUAGCGGUGGAGGACAUUGUGUUGGGUCAGUACGUGGCUAACCCUAAGGGCGUGGGUGAGGCCAAUACGAGUUAUACGGAUGACCCCAAAGUACCCAAAAACUCGACGGCGUCCACAUACUCGGUGGUUGUGCUCAAGAUUAACAACGAUCGCUGGAAAGGCGUCCCAUUUUUCAUCAAAUCAGGAAAGGCUACCGAUGAGAGUCGGGUGGAGGUUAGGGUUCAGUACAAGUCGUUGGAUAAAGACUUGUUUGGCGGCCAAUCCAAGCGAGAUAUGACUAUAUUCCGGGUCCAACCCAACGAAGCCGUGUACCAGAGGGUCAACAUUAAGAGGCCCGGUAUGGACAGCGAUCUGAUCGAAACGGAACUGGACCUCUCGUAUGCCUCCAGAUUCUACGUAUGUAUUAUAUAUAGUCAACCCAUACAUCAACUGUAUGCUAAUAACCGAGUGAACGCCUGUUCCCCACAGAAUGCCUACCUUCCGGACGCCUACGAGCGGCUACUGAUGGACGUGUUUAACGGCAUUCAGACAAACUUCGUGCGAACUGAUGAGUUGGCUGAGGCCUGGCGUGUGUUCACUCCCGCCCUCCACGCCAUCGAUAAGGAGAAGAAGAUGCCCGUCAAGUAUGUGUUCGGCGCCCAGACAUUCAAGGAGGCCGACGCUCUCGAGGAAAAGUAUGGGCUCACCCGCGAAAACUUUUAG
Molecule: messenger RNA, 879 nt
Organism: Oppiella nova
Lineage: Eukaryota; Metazoa; Arthropoda; Arachnida; Sarcoptiformes; Oppiidae
Source: the annotation of a GenBank genome assembly